This is a messenger RNA of Trichosurus vulpecula (common brushtail), 2379 nucleotides long. It is a transcript of the gene DZIP1L, whose product is annotated as DAZ interacting zinc finger protein 1 like. Gene Ontology annotation, biological process: cilium assembly. The record is from RefSeq and is a predicted model, not a curated record. The coding region runs from base 16 to 2379 and encodes 787 amino acids. Gene Ontology annotation, cellular component: cytoplasm; ciliary basal body. The transcript is spliced from 15 exons. Lineage: Eukaryota; Metazoa; Chordata; Mammalia; Diprotodontia; Phalangeridae.
AAUCACCAGUUCCUUAUGCCAGGCCUAGCAGCAUCCAUGGACCAUCUGGCCAAUGAAGGCAGCUUUAGGAGAAUGUUUCCAGGUGCUUAUGGGACCUCAGCUUUCAAAUUCCAACCAAGGAAAGAGAGCGUGGAUUGGAGGCGCUUAAGUGCUAUCGAUGUGGAUCGGGUAGCUCAGGAGUUGGAUGUGACCACUUUACAAGACCACAUCACUGGAGUCACUUACUGCAAUCUGGACUCAGAGAGAUGUGCCUAUUGCCAGCAACCCGUGGACCCAGUGCUCCUGAAAGUUCUCAAGAUGGCCCAGCUCAUCAUUGAGUAUUUGUUACAUUCCCAGGACUACCUGAGUGCCAAUAUAGUCUCUUUAGAAGAGAAACUCCAGUCUGCCCUGGAGCAGCAGGAACACACUGAACAGAAACUGGGCAAGCAGGCAGAGGAGCUAAAGGAAGUGAAGGAGGAGAGCCGGAGGCGAAAGAAGAUGCUCGGCAUGCAGCAGCUACUGAUCCAGGCUGGGGCCAACAACCAUCACAAGUGCCAUUUGUGUGACAAGGCUUUCAUAAACAACUCUUAUCUUCAAGGCCACAUCCAGCGAAGACACAUGGAGGUCAAGCAGUCUGAAAAACAGAAGCAACAAAUGCAACACAUGGAAGAUGGAAUAGAAGAACUGAAGGCAAAGCUGAAGUGGACCCAGUCCCAGCUGGAAGCUGAGAGAGAGGCGGAGAGGCAACGUCAGCUUCAGGAAGCAGAGAAUAUUUGCCUGAGGGAAACAGAGGCAAAGAGGGAAUUUGACAGAUGGAAAGAAGAGGAAAGGAUGAAGCUUUAUCAGGAAAUAGACAAUUUGAAGCAAUUGCUUCUCAAUGAAUUUAAGAGUGUUACCAGUCAGAACUCUAUGCUAGAAGAAAAACUCCAAGCAUUGCAAACCCACACUGUAGUAGAGUCCCACCUUGGAACACUGAGGGAUGAUGAUGCUGAAGACCGACAGAAACAGGCAAAGGAGGUACAAGACAUGAAGGAGAAGCUUGAACAUCAGAAAUUAAUGUGGAAGAGAAAGUUAAAGAACCUGCAGGAUGAACAUCUGGCAGAAAAAAAAAGGUUGAAGGAUGAAAAUGAGAGGCUCCGAGUCUCCCUGUCUCAGGAUCAAAGGAAAGCUGCAGACCAUUUUCAGCACCAAAUGGAUUCACUCAAUGCCAAGUGCCAAGAUCAGGCCAACAUCAUUAAGUCCCAGGAAGAAAUGAUCAAAAGGAUGACUCUCAGAAAGGAGGAAGUGAUCCAUCAAGUAGCAAAGGUAGAAGAGACAGAAGAGGAUUCUACACAAGAAGAGUUGGAGGACUCCUUAGAUGGAAAGCAAAAGGUGCUGGAAGUAUUGAGAAGGAACCCUAACUUACUGAAACACUUCCGGCCAAUCCUAGAGGAUACCCUGGAAGAAAAACUGGAGAGUAUGGGACUCAAAAGGGGUACAAAGGGAAUUUCUGAUCAGACUCACAGAAAUCUGGAAGCAAUAUUAAAAGCCCACCGAGAACAGAAAGCCAAGAGGUUUUCAGAACUCCUGAAACUAAGGGACAAGCUUAUCAAGGAGGUUGCUCGAAAAAUCAUUGAAAGGCAGCAGAAUGAGAACAUAUUGUUACAUCCUGCUAAUGUGGCUGCAGUCAAAGGUCAGAGGAGCCCAGUGCCCAUGAGAGAAGCUCAGCAAAAGUUCGGAAAGGGGCGAGUUGAAUCACAGUCUCAACGAACAGCAUCACCUAAGCCCACAACACCUCAGAGCAAAGUCAGUCACACCCCUGCCACACCAGGGAUACCAAUUCCAACUCCACGGAGCAGAGUUCAAGGUCCUACACAUCCACCUGCUUCCCCUGGGCCUGGGCUGAGCACCCCACCUUUCACUUCUGAAGAUGAUUCAGAAGGAGACCAUAUUGCCCCUUCAAAUCUUCAAGACCCUUCUAGGAUAGCUGCUAGAGAUGACAAUGAUUGGGAUUGGUCUGAUACUGAAACCUCUGAUGAGAAAGUCCCUAAACCUAUGGCAAAUUCUGGAGGAAUAACUUCUACAGGUACUCGAGUCCAGUCACUGGCCAAAACUCUAGAAAAACAGCUAGUUGCUCCGGGAAAGAAGCCUGCUGGAGGAGUGAACCUUUUCUUAGCCUCAGAUGCUGGACCAUCUAAAACAACCAUCUCAGUAAAGAAGCCCCAGUUUCCUGAAGAUGACAGUGACUUAGAUAUUUCCUCACUGGAAGAGAUUCUUCAGGAUUUGGAUGUGAAUGAGAAGAAAAAACACCCACAGUACCUGUCCCGGUCUCAACCAGUUGAGAAGCAUGGCAGGAUCUCCACAGACUCUCAGAGUACCAGUGUCUGGAGUUCAAGUAGUGCCAGGGCUGUGGGCUGGUGA